This is a messenger RNA of Pyricularia grisea, 4153 nucleotides long. RefSeq lists its product as uncharacterized. The coding region runs from base 502 to 3768 and encodes 1088 amino acids. Lineage: Eukaryota; Fungi; Ascomycota; Sordariomycetes; Magnaporthales; Pyriculariaceae. Gene Ontology annotation, cellular component: cytosol. The record is from RefSeq and is a predicted model, not a curated record. Gene Ontology annotation, molecular function: NADPH-hemoprotein reductase activity; FMN binding; iron ion binding. The transcript is spliced from 5 exons.
CUGAAAGAUGACCAAAAAGGUCAUUCCCCCCUAUCGACCCACCUGACAGCCGGGCUUUCCGGGUUGAAACCUAGCAAGUUAUUCUGGAAGACUGGCCUGACCUUGCCGAGGCACAAUCAUGAGAGUGUAGAUAGGUACCUCAAGCUCGUAUCUCUCUACAUACCGUGCCACCAGCAUUUACCACGUGUACUAAUUGUUCCGAGUACAUUGGGCUGGUGCACUGAAACCACAUCUACCCACUCCCCACAGAAUGAAACUAGGCAUUGGUGGGGCUCCUUACGAUGGCCCCCCAAGGGUCGACGCCUCAUGCAACAAAACACCUGCCGGUGUGUUCAGAGUCAGGUAAUGCAUGACGGUAUAUAGUAGAGUAAUAUUGAUCUUUUGUACCAUUAUUUAUUUAUAAGGUUUCUGAACCCUCGUUGCAAGACGACUGGCUUCAUGGCCUUGACAACCAACCUGAACCUUUUCAGCCAACAUCUGCUUGAAUAAACAUCGAGCAGCAUGUCUACCUCUGACGACCAAACAGUCCCAGUUCCCGAGCCCCAGGGAUUGCCUAUCUUGGGCAACAUUGGCGCAAUUGACAAUGAAUUUCCCUUGGGAUCUUUGCUGUCGAUGGCCAGCAAGCAUGGCGAAAUCUGGAGGAUGAGGUUUCCGGGCAAGUCCUUGGUAUUUGUUACAACGCAGGCUUUGGUCAAUGAAGUUUGCGACGAAAAGCGCUUCUACAAGUCAAUCAACCCGACUCUCAAAGAAGUCAGGGGAGGCACCCAUGAUGGCUUGUUCACGGCGUAUCCUGACGAGGAGAAUUGGGGCAUCGCCCACCGCGUCCUGAUGCCCGCUUUCGGACCACUCUCUAUCAGGAACAUGUACGACGAGAUGCAUGAUAUUGCCUCUCAGCUCGCACUCAAAUGGGCGCGCUACGGCCCUAACUCGCCAAUCAUGGUGACCGAUGACUUCACCAGGUUGACCCUCGAUACGCUGGCGCUGUGCUCCAUGGGCUUCCGAUUCAACAGCUAUUACUCGACUGAGAUGCAUCCCUUUAUUGAUGCCAUGGGCGACUUUCUUGUCGAGUGCGGCAACCGUGGGAGGAGGGCUCCGUUGCCGUCCAUAUUUUACCGUACCCAGGACCAAAAGUUCGAUGCGGACAUUGAGGUCCUCCGGAGAACGGCACGCGAAGUGCUCGAGGCUCGCAAAGCCGGUGAGGGCGCCGACCGUAGGGAUCUUCUUCACGCCAUGCUUAGUGGUGUCGAUUCCAAAACCGGAAAAAAGAUGACGGACGAGAGCAUCAUGGACAACUUGAUCACUUUCCUGAUUGCAGGCCAUGAGACGACUUCAGGACUGCUUUCUUUUGUCUUUUACGAACUGGUGAAACACCCGGAAUAUUACGAAAAGGCACAACGUGAGGUUGAUGAGGUUAUCGGCAAGGGUCCCAUCACAGUCGAGCACAUGUCCAAGCUCCCCUACCUGAACGCCAUCCUGCGCGAAACCCUGAGGGUCCAUGCCACUAUUCCCAACAUUACGGUUGCGGCUCGCGAGGACGACGUACUUGGCGGCAAGUACAAGGUCAACAAGGACGAAGUCAUUGUGCUUUUGCUGGCCAAGUCGCAAGUCGACCCCCGAGUCUGGGGCAACGACGCCGACGAGUUCGUUCCCGAACGCAUGCUCGAUGAGAAUUUCGAGCGCAUAACCAAGGAGUUCCCCAACUCUUGGAAACCAUUUGGCAACGGCAUGCGUGCCUGCAUCGGCCGGCCGUUUGCUUGGCAGGAGGCUUUGUUGGUCACGGCCAUGCUCCUCCAAAAUUUCAACUUUGUUCUUGCUCCCAACUACCAGUUCGCCUUGAAGCAGACCUUGACCCUCAAGCCCAAGGAUCUAUACAUGCGCGCCAUCCUCCGAGACGGACUCAACCCGACCACUUUAGAGCGCCGCCUACAAGGUUUGAGCCAGGAAGACAGCGCCGGCACCAAAGAGGCGAGCGGUGCGGGUGCGGCCCCGGCCGACGCCACCGGCGUCCCUCUGACCGUCCUGUACGGGUCCAACAGUGGCACCUGUGAGGCGCUGGCCCGCCGCAUCGCCACGGAUGCCCCCUCGCACGGCUUCCAUGCCGCGACCGUCGACUGCAUGGACAGCGCCAAAGGCAAGCUUCCCACCGAUCAAGCCGUCGUCAUCAUUACUGCAUCGUACGAGGGACAGCCGCCAGACAACGCCGGCCAUUUUGUGGCGUGGCUCGAGGCCAGCGACAAGGCCGCAAAGCCCUUCAAGGAUGUCUCUUAUGCCGUCUUUGGCUGUGGUCACAAGGAUUGGGCACAAACGUUCCACCGUGUCCCCAGGCUUGUGGACGAUUCGCUCCAGGAGCUGGGUGCAUCCAGGCUCGUCGAGUCCGGCCUGAGCGAUGUGUCGACUGGUGCUGUGUUUUCCGAUUUCGAGUCGUGGGAGGACGACAAGCUCUGGCCUGCCCUUGCGUCGCGGUACAAGGUCAGCUCCAAAGAUGUGGCUGCUGAGAAUGCUACCGAAGCUUCGGCUGUUAAGGUCCACGUCAGCAACCCGCGUAUUUCCACGUUGCGGCAGGACGUCAAGGAGGCUCGCGUCAUCGAAGCCAAGGUUCUCACCUCAGGACCCCAGUCUACCAGUGAAGGGGGCAGGCAGUUCAAGAGGCACCUGGAGAUAGAGCUUCCCGAGGGCAUGGAGUACUCUGCUGGUGACUACCUGGCCGUGCUUCCCGUCAACCCCAUCGACACCGUUCUGAGGACUUUACAUCGCUUCGGUCUCGCACGCGACGCCCACGUCACCAUCGAGAUGUCCAGCAACCAGUCUACCGCCCUGCCCACCAACACGUCUGUUCCUGCAUUUGAGCUGCUCAGUUCGUAUGUUGAGCUGUCGCAGCCGGCGACCAAGAGAAAUCUGUCUGCGUUACAAGAUGCAGCCUCCGACGAGGAGACCAAGUCCCAGCUUGGCAAACUUUCAGGCGAUGAUUUUGCCGACGAGGUUGGAGCAAAGCGGGUGUCGGUGCUCGAUUUGCUGGAGCGUUUCCCUGCCAUUGACCUUUCGAUCGGCGAUUUCCUCUCCAUGAUGCCGCCGAUGAGGGUGCGCCAAUACUCCAUCUCAUCCUCUCCGCUUGCGAACCCAUCCAGAGUCACCCUUUCCUUCUCAGUCCUCGACGCCCCGUCCCUCUCCGGUCAGGGUCGUCACAUCGGCGUCGCAUCGAAUUACUUGAGUUCGCUCAACGCCGGCGACAGCCUGCACGUCUCGGUCCGCCCGUCGCACGCAGCCUUCAGCCUGCCGUCCGACCAGGAAAGGACACCAAUCAUCUGCGCCGCGGCCGGCACGGGCCUCGCACCGUUCAGGGGUUUCGCCCAGGAGCGCGCGGCCAUGAUCUCGGCCGGGCGGAAGCUCGCCCCCUUCCUGUUCUACUUUGGCUGCCGCGACCCGGACUUUGACGACCUGUACCGCGAGGAAUUCGACGAGUGGGAGAAGCUGGGCGCCGUCGAGGUGCGCAGGACGUACAGCCGCAAGCCCGAGGCCAGCGACGGCUGCAAGCACGUGCAGGACCGCAUCCUCGCCGACGCCGAUAGGCUCCUGGCCUUGUGGAAGGAGGGCGCCAAGCUGUACGUCUGCGGCUCGAGGGGCGUCUCGCAGUCGGUCAUGGACGCCAUGAUGCGCAUCAAGAUUGAUAAUGACAGGGGGGUGCAUGGCAAGGAGACAACGGCGGAGGAAGCCAAGCAGUAUUUUGACGACUUGAGGAAUGUGCGUUACGCGACCGAUGUUUUUGAUUAAAAGGGGGUAAAUGUCUAGGGUGUUUCUUUUUUUUUUCCUGCUUGAAUGAUAAUGUCUUUGAACACAACUGUCGUACACAUCAAUUGCCUCCACUCCGUAUUUGUUUGCACGUAUUUAGCGAGCUUUAGACUUGUUUUCGUUGUUCAAAAAUGGAUUCUCUUCUUAGUAAUUUUUUGUCCUUUUCAGACUUUUUUCAAUGAAGUCUUCACACACUCUGGGGCAGCAGUUUCAAUCUUUAAGGUUGUCAAUUGCGGACAACAUUCCCCCUAAUUUAUGUCAUUCCACACCAACUAGGAAGCUUGAAUAUUGGCUUGAGGAUGUCGGUGUAUUAUUUGUUGUAACUAUAAAUUCAAAACAUGACCGAGUAACGACUGUGGAAGCAUGG